CUGUUACUACCAUGAGAAUAUCAUCUAUGCAAGUUACACCGCAAGAUGUUUAGCCAGCCUGCUCAGCACUGCCUUGAGGAACGUCGUGAUUCUGACGCGUGGGAUGUUGGAAACUGUCCUAUGAGAGUCUUGGAGGAGGAGGAAGAGGUUUUGGAUGUGCUACGUGUCAUUCAAGACCUCGCCGAUCGGCUCCGACUCCGAAAACCUGGUCGUCUCCGCCGGUCUGCCAACCGGUCUUGUUCACAUCAUUCGAAAACACUGGAACCGUGUCGAGAAAAUUGACCACAUAAACUUGGAGAACAUGUCCGGGACCAAAAAACAGAGAACAGACCUCCAGAGAGCCACCAACGUUGUGUACCAGGCCCACCAUGUCAGCAGGAGCAAAAGAGGCCAGGUGGUGGGCACCAGAGCAGGCUUCCGAGGAUGCACAGUGUGGCUAACAGGGCUGUCGGGAGCUGGUAAAACCACCAUUGGCUUCGCCCUGGAGGAGUACCUGGUGUCCCACGCAAUCCCCUGCUACUCUCUGGACGGGGACAACAUCCGACAGGGCUUAAACAGGAACCUGGGCUUCACGUCCGUGGAUCGGGAGGAAAACAUCCGGCGUAUCGCGGAGGUGGCCAAACUGUUUGCUGACGCAGGCCUGGUCUGCAUCACUAGUUUCAUCUCGCCCUUCACUAAGGACAGGGACGAGGCCAGGAAAAUCCACGACAAGGCCGGGCUGCCCUUCUACGAGGUGUUUGUGAACGCCUCACUAGAGGUGUGUGAGAGCAGAGACGUCAAGGGGCUCUACAAGAAGGCAAGAGCUGGAGAGAUCAAAGGUUUCACAGGCAUCGACUCCGACUACGAGAAACCUGAAGGCUCAGAGCUCGUGCUGAAGACUGGGGAGUUGACUGUUAAUGAGUGCAUCGAGCAGGUGGUGGAGCUCCUCAGGAUGCACGACAUUGUGCCCUCUGGUGUCACAGAGGACGUGCAUGAGCUCUUCAUUGACGAGAACAAGCUGGACCUGGCUCUAAGUGAUGCCAACAUAUUGCCCACUGUAAACAUCACCAAGCUGGACCUCCAGUGGGUGCAGGUGCUGGCUGAAGGCUGGGCUACCCCCCUGAAGGGCUUCAUGAGGGAGAGGGAGUUCCUGCAGGUCCUUCACUUUGACACUCUGCUGGAUGGUGGGACAAUCAACCUUUCGGUGCCCAUCGUCCUGCCGGUGUCCUCUGAGGACAAAGAGAGGCUGGACGGCUGCGCUGCCUUUGCCCUGCAGUUCAAAGGUCGGCGAGUGGCCAUCCUCCGCAACCCUGAAUUCUACGAGCAUCGGAAGGAGGAGCGCUGUGCCAGACAGUGGGGCACCACCUGCCCCCAGCACCCCUACAUCAAGAUGGUGAUGGAGAGUGGUGAUUGGCUCGCUGGUGGUGAAUUGGAUGUGCUGGAGCGAAUCAAAUGGGAUGAUGGGCUGGACCAGUACCGCCUCACCCCAAGGGAACUGAGACAGAGGUUCAAGGAUAUGAAAGCAGAUGCCAUCUUUGCCUUCCAGCUGCGCAACCCUGUCCACAACGGGCACGCCUUGCUGAUGCAGGACACCAAGCGCCGGCUCCUUGAGCGCGGCUAUAGCAACCCCGUCCUGCUCCUUCACCCGCUCGGCGGCUGGACUAAGGACGACGACGUGCCACUGGAGUGGCGCAUGAAGCAGCACGCCGCCGUGCUGGAGGAGGGCGUGCUGGACCCGGCCAACACCAUUGUGGCUAUUUUCCCAUCCCCCAUGAUGUACGCUGGACCAACAGAGGUGCAGUGGCAUUGCAGGGCCCGCAUGAUCGCUGGCGCCAACUUCUACAUCGUGGGCCGCGACCCCGCUGGCAUGCCCCACCCCGAGACUAAGAAGGACAUGUACGAGCCCACCCACGGGGCCAAGGUCCUCACCAUGGCACCGGGCCUGACCUCCGUCGAGAUCAUUCCUUUCCGUGUGGCGGCUUACAACAAGGUCAAGAAGGCUAUGGACUUCUACGACAAAGAGCAACACGAUGAUUUUGAGUUCAUUUCGGGGACCAGGAUGAGGAAGCUGGCUAGAAGCGGGGAGAACCCACCAGACGGAUUCAUGGCGCCCAAAGCCUGGGAGGUUCUCACCGAGUACUACGGUUCUCUGCAGAAAGAUCAGUGAAGUGACGCAUGUUCUAUCCCAAAGGCACUCUGACAGGGUUCCAUGCGUACAACUUCCAGAUGUGGCACAUUGGCUGCUAUUUUUUUGCCCCGUAUUUUUCUAUGACCUUCAAUGUUUUUUGUAAAGAAAGGUAAACUCUUAAGGGGAUGGAACGGUAUUUCUCAUACACUCUCAAGAUUCAGUUCAGGUUCUCCUUCACAGUGAAACAUGUCGGUGUCACCACCUUGUGGUCUUUCCUGCGCCUGAAAAAAUGUGUCACGCUUGUAUGUCACACCCGUGUCAGUAUGUGCUAACUGCAAACGGCCAGAGAGAGAGAGGGAUAGAGAUCAUAUUUAAUAUUUUAUUUUCAUUUUAACACAAGAGAUCAGUGUGUAGAGCAGUAGUUUAUGCUACAUGCCUUAGAGUGGGGGUGUUCGGUCUUGUCCACAAAGGGCCAGCAUAGUUGCAGCCAGUUUCUUUCCAGAUGAUCACAUGAUCUGGUUUGUCAGCCAAUGAGAAUUGCAUGUGCUCCUGCGUCCUUUACCGGGGAGGAUUGGGCAGCCCUGCCUUAAUGAGAUAUAGAAAAUGUGAUAUUUUAACUACGAGUUUUAAACGUUCCUUAGUUUUAUAAAUUAUCUGUAGUUUUUUAUAUAACGGUUACUGCUUCUUAUAACCAAUAUACUUAAUCAAAGGAAAUGUUGUGCCUUCUUCAAAAUAAAGCAUGUGCAGUCAAGGUGCCAACUUGAACGUGAUAUUGGGAGAGCUGGUUUUAAGGGGAAAUGACAUGUUACUGAUUUGUGUGAUGUUUUUUUAAUUUUAUUAUGACUUUUUUUUUGUGGAGAUUCAGUCCCUUGUUCUGGAUCCUAUUUUAGAAUACACUCCAUGAUUAGAAGCAGUUGUGUGGGUGGUGGUGGUGGUGUGAGAGGACGUAAUGACCGCGGUGUGAAAUCCUCUAAUUGUAGAAAACAAACACAAAUGAACAAGCCAGUGUCUAGAAUACAUUGUCCAUUAGCUGUGAUAUCAUCCAUUACUGUCUCCUUGGGUGCUCCUCUGAUGAAUCAAAUUGAUAUUUUUCAUCUUUGUCUCCAAGAAUGUAAUACUGCACAAGUAUUUACUUCCGAUAUGAAAAUAUGCAAAAGUAUGUGUGUAAUGGUUUGAGAGUGUCAAUUGUGAAAAGCUACUGUUGACUGGAUGUUUAUUUAAAAAAAAAAUGCACAAUUUCAUUGAAACAUAAAAAGAUUUAUUGGAUUUUCCUGUUGGCUUCUGGUCACAGGAUUGAAAAUUCACAAUAACAUAUUUAUUGAUUUCCUAUACGGUUACUGAAAUGUUGUGUUAUCUUUUGAAGUACAUGUGGACGUUAGGUUUCUUAACGCCAGUGUGAAUGUGUCACUCAUCUUAACUACAUUCCAGUCAUCCAGGUGAAGGUGCCGUGUACAGGGUGUGGAUGAUCCGAAUCAAAUGUCAAUUAAAAGGUUUAACCAA
Messenger RNA from Clupea harengus (Atlantic herring), 3607 nucleotides. RefSeq names its product 3'-phosphoadenosine 5'-phosphosulfate synthase 2b (gene papss2b). Gene Ontology annotation, molecular function: sulfate adenylyltransferase (ATP) activity; ATP binding; adenylylsulfate kinase activity. Gene Ontology annotation, biological process: sulfate assimilation; 3'-phosphoadenosine 5'-phosphosulfate biosynthetic process. The record is from RefSeq and is a predicted model, not a curated record. Lineage: Eukaryota; Metazoa; Chordata; Actinopteri; Clupeiformes; Clupeidae.